AUGUUAGAGAGAAACACAACUUCCUCCUCUGACUUCACACUCCUGGGACUUCUAGUGAACAGUGAGGCUACAGGAAUCAUAUUUACAGUUAUCUUUGCUAUCUUUGUGGUAGCUGUAACAGCAAACUUGGUCAUGAUAUUCCUGAUUCAGGUGGACCCUCAACUCCACACCCCCAUGUACUUCCUGCUCAGCCAGCUCUCCAUCAUGGACACCCUUUUCAUUUGCACCACUGUCCCAAAGCUCCUGGUGGACAUGGUUUCCACAGAGAAGACCAUUUCCUUUGUGGCCUGCGGAAUCCAGAUCUUUCUCUACUUGACCAUGAUUGGCUCAGAGUUCUUCCUGCUGGGACUCAUGGCCUAUGACCGUUAUGUGGCUGUCUGCAACCCUCUCAGGUACCCGGUUCUGAUGAACCGCAAGGUGUGCCUUCUACUGGCUGCUGGUGCCUGGUUUGGUGGCUCUCUUGAUGGCUUUCUACUCACCCCCAUCACCAUGAAUGUCCCCUACUGUGGCUCACGCAGUAUCAACCACUUCUUCUGUGAGAUCCCUGCAGUGCUCAAGCUGGCCUGUGCAGACACAUCCUUGUAUGAGACCCUGAUGUACAUCUGCUGCGUGCUCAUGCUGCUCAUCCCCAUCUCCAUCAUCUCCGCCUCCUACUCUCUCAUCUUGUUAACAGUCCACCGCAUGCGCUCUGCAGAAGGCCGCAAGAAGGCCUUCACCACAUGUUCAUCCCACCUGACUGUUGUCAGCAUUUUCUAUGGGGCUGCCUUCUACACAUAUGUGUUGCCCCAGUCAUUCCACACGCCUGAGCAGGACAAGGUGGUGUCCGCCUUCUAUACCAUUGUCACGCCCAUGCUUAACCCACUCAUCUACAGCCUCAGAAACAAGGACGUCACAGGGGCAUCUAGGAGGAUAAUGGGUGUUAAGGUCCCCUAUUAUAAUUGGUUCCUGAGACUCCCACAUCCAGCCAGCAUUGCAAUUCACUGUAGUCCAAGGUUCUGGGAGAAGUGGUUGGACCCAAAGAUCCUCUGCAGUACUAGAUCCAGGAGGUGGGUGAGUUCCCCAAGGGAUGGGCCCACAGUGGCAGUCAGGCAACCCGGGCCUGCCGGGGCAGCCCAAGUGUUCCUGCAGAGGGACAGGCCCAGUAGCAGCAGCCCCAGGUGGCUAGGUCAUGCCAGGGCAUCCCAGGUGUUCACAGCCGAGGGGUGGACCCAGCGGGAGCAGUCUGAGGUGACCAUGGCUUGCCAGGCUGGCCCAUGUGUUCCCAUAGAGGAACAGGCCCAGUGGCAGCAGUCCCAGGUGGCUAUCUUGCCAGGGAAUCUCAGAUGUUCCCAUGGAGGGGCAGGCCCCACGGUGACAGUCUCAGAUGGCUAG
This is a messenger RNA of Cavia porcellus (domestic guinea pig), 1371 nucleotides long. RefSeq names its product olfactory receptor 2T11-like. NCBI's taxonomy places the organism in Eukaryota, Metazoa, Chordata, Mammalia, Rodentia, Caviidae. The coding region runs from base 1 to 1371 and encodes 456 amino acids. Gene Ontology annotation, cellular component: plasma membrane. The transcript has 3 exons. Gene Ontology annotation, biological process: G protein-coupled receptor signaling pathway; detection of chemical stimulus involved in sensory perception of smell. The record is from RefSeq and is a predicted model, not a curated record. Gene Ontology annotation, molecular function: olfactory receptor activity; G protein-coupled receptor activity.